AUGGAUCCCGCCGGUACAUACGCCAACUGCCAGGUCGCCCGGGAUGCCUCUCAAGAGUUCCUGCACGAAUGCCAGACGGGCGAACACCAGACCGCCAAGGACCAGCUGAAGGAGCAGUUCGAGGCCAAAAACCAGCGGGGAUGGAGGAAAGUGGUGCUCAACUUCACCCCGUCGUGGUUUGCAGCCACCAUGGGCACGGGCAUUGCCUCGAUCCUCCUGCACAACCUCCCCUACAACGGUGACUGGCUGUACUGGUUGUCGGUCAUCAUCUUCUGCCUCAACAUCGCCCUCUUCUGCAUCUUCCUGUUCAUCUCCAUCCUCCGAUACACCAUGUUCCCGGGCCUGUUCAUGGCCAUGAUCCAACACCCGGUCCAGUCCCUCUUCGUCGGGACGUUCCCCAUGGGCCUCGCCACGAUUGUCAAUAUGGUGGUGUUUGUGUGUGUCGAACACUGGGGCCCGUGGGCGACCACUCUGGCCUGGACACUGUGGUGGAUCGAUGUGGUCAUUGCUGUCAGCACCUGCAUGUACCUGCCCUUUGUCAUCAUGCACUACCAUCAGAAUGAGCUCUCCAAGAUGACGGCGGUGUGGCUCCUGCCCAUCGUGGCCACCAUUGUCGCAGCGGCGUCGGGGGGGAUCGUGGCAGAGUACCUGCCCAAUCCUCAGCACGCUGUGUGGACGGUGGUGGUGUCGUACGUGCUCUGGGGCACGGGCUUCCCGCUCGCCAUGGUCGUCCUCGUCAUGUACUUCCACCGCCUCACGAUCCACCGACUGCCGCCGCGGGAGGUCAUCGUCUCGGUGUUUCUGCCACUUGGUCCGCUGGGCCAGGGGAGCUUCGGGCUCAUGCAGCUGGGCAAGGUGUGCGCCAAGGUGUUUCCCCAGACGGAGAAUUUUGGCCCGGACGCCGGCCGCAUCAUCUACAGCUUCUCCAUCGUCAUCGCCCUCGCCAUCUGGGGCUACGGGCUCGUGUGGCUGUUCUUCGCCAUCGCCAGCAUCACGCGCAGCCGGUUUCCCUUCAACAUGGGCUGGUGGGGGUUCACUUUCCCGCUGGGCGUGUUUGCCGUGUCCACCACGACCCUGGCCAAGGAAAUCCCCAGCAAGUUCUUCAAGGUGCUCGGGACCAUCUUCUCCGUCGCGGUGGUGUUGCUGUGGUUGGUUGUCGCCCUGGGCACUUUGAAGGGCGCCAUCAGCGGCACUUUAUUCUAUGCUCCUUGCGUCGAACAGUACGAGAAGAAGUUGACCAGCGAGCAGCAGAGGAAGAAGAAGGAGAAGAAACUCAACAACCGGUUGCCAUUGAAGCACUGGAGGAAGACCGAUGACGACGACACGGAGAAGCAGGAGGUGUAA
This is a messenger RNA of Fonsecaea erecta, 1344 nucleotides long. RefSeq lists its product as hypothetical. The coding region runs from base 1 to 1344 and encodes 447 amino acids. Gene Ontology annotation, molecular function: sulfite transmembrane transporter activity. Gene Ontology annotation, biological process: transmembrane transport; sulfite transmembrane transport. Gene Ontology annotation, cellular component: plasma membrane. NCBI's taxonomy places the organism in Eukaryota, Fungi, Ascomycota, Eurotiomycetes, Chaetothyriales, Herpotrichiellaceae. The transcript has a single exon. The record is from RefSeq and is a predicted model, not a curated record.